AUGGUCAAACACCAACCCCUGCAAGUCUAUGAGCGCCAGCUGUGUUUGUCUUGUAUCACCGGGAUCUACGGUUGCCGCUGGAAACGCUAUCAACGCUCCCAUGAUGACACCACCAAGUGGGAGCUUCUGUGGUCCCUCAUCCUCCUUUUUACGUUCUGUGCUCUGCUGGUCUGGUUUUACUUCUGGUUGGAAGCUCACAACGACUACAAUGAGUUUAACUGGUUCCUCUACAACCGCUCUGGCGAGUGGAGCGAUGGCACCGUUCCAAUCUUGGCCACUACUGCUGCUGGCUUUACCUACAUAGCCUUUUUAAUGGUUUUAGCCCUUUGUCAUGUUGCACUUGGCCAACAGCUGAAUUUGCAUUGGCUGCAUAAGAUAGGAGUCACAGUGGCUCUACUUACAACUGUUGUCGGGGUGAUAUCCAUCAAUCAAACAUGGCAGCAUGAGUGGGACAUCAUCCCAAUCUCCCUGCAGGCCACAGGACCAUUUCUGCACAUCGGUGCCGUCGCUGCUGUCACAGCUUUGUCCUGGAUAGUAGCCGGACAGGUCUCUGGGGCAGAUAAGACGUCAUUCCAGGUGGUGGUCAUGCUACUGUAUCUCUGCGUGUUACUGGGCCUAUAUGCUGUGCCGCUGUACAUCACCUCUCCUUGCAUCAUAGACCCCAGCAAUCUCCGGCCCCGUCCUAAUGUUAUUGGUCACCAGGGGGCCCCUAUGCUUGCGCCAGAAAACACAAUGUGGUCCUUUCAGCGAGCACUGCAAAUGAACGUCACCGGGUUGGAGGCUGACGUCACAAUCAGUGUUGAUGGUGUUCCAUUCCUGAUGCACGACCACACCCUGCGCAGGACCACUGAUGUAGAGAAAAUUUUUCCCGAUAGGCAGAUGGAGGAGGCCUCUCGCUUCAAUUGGACCAAUCUGGAGCAGCUAAAUGCGGGACGUUGGUUCCUCAAGGAUGACCCCUUCUGGACGAUACACACACUCUCGCCCCACGAAAGGAACUUGAUUGCUAACCAGAGUGUAUGCAACCUGGAGCAGCUUCUAAAGCUAGCUUCUUAUCAUAACACCACUGUGGUGUUCAAACUCAGGAGACCUCCUUUUGGUCACCCCUGUUACGACAGCUGGAUCAAUGACACUCUGCAGGCUGUGGAGCGUUCUGGGAUUCCUCAAAAUCUGGUAAUGUGGACUCCAAAUAAAGACAGAGAUCAGGUGAGACAGCUUGCACCUGGUCUUGUCCAGACAUCCUUGGAAAAAAAAAGUCCUCAAAGCCUCAAAGAGUCAGGAAUCAGCAGGCUCCUGCUCAGAUACAACCAGGCCAGCACUCAGGAAAUCAGGGAUUUGGCAGAGAAAAACAUUAGCCUCACAGUCUACACGGUCAACGAGCCCUGGCUUUACUCAGUACUGUGGUGUAGUGGUGUGUCUUCUGUGUCAUCUGAGGCACCACAUAUCCUCAAAAAGGUGCCUUACCCCAUCUGGCUCUUGAGAGCAGAUGAAUACUGCAUGAUGUGGGUGUGUGCUGACCUCACCUCCUUUGUGGUGGUUAUAGGAAUAUUCAUUUUACAGAACUAUCACAUGAUCAGGUAUCGUACCAGCGGCAUGCGCAGCUACAACCCAGAGCAGAUCAUGCUGAGUGCCGCCGUGAGGAGGUCCAGUCGGGACCUCAACGUCAUGAAGGAGAAGCUCAUUUUCUCCGUCUGUGAACUUCCUCCUCCUCUUCCUCCUCUACAUCCCAUCAAAGGUCAAGCCCGCUUGGUGAUUGAUGUGGAGACGGUGGAUUGGAACGAGACGGUGGAUUGGAACACCUGCGGGAAGAUCGCAGCGGUGCUGCGUUCCUCCGCAUCGAAGGUGGUGUCGGAUCCUGGGCCACCAUCCUCUGUGCUAUGGUGGAGGAAGAACGUCGACUCUCUGGGGAGUCCAUUGCGGUUUCUGGCGAUACCGACUCUCUGGAGAGCUCAUUGCGGUUUUUGGCGAUGGAGACGUGUCCUGCCAGAGGGAGGCUGCAAGAUGGUCAUAAAGAGACGCUCGAGACUCCCCAGCGGCCGAAGGGCCGUCGGGGAGGUACUUGUGAAACGCUUCCCACGUGGGUAUGGAAGGCUGGAGAGCCAAGGACGGGCGGGUAUGGAAGGCUGGAUAGUCCAUGACGGUCUCCUGCUGCGUGUGCGGCCUGGUACCGCCGGUGCAGAUGGAGGAACAGGGACUGGACAGGAGAAGCUGAUGUGCGGCGUGGGGAUGCACAGCGUUACGUUGACCCGCUGGUACGUCAUCGAAACACAUGAGUUUGCUUACAGAUGA
Messenger RNA from Nerophis lumbriciformis (worm pipefish), 2286 nucleotides. NCBI's taxonomy places the organism in Eukaryota, Metazoa, Chordata, Actinopteri, Syngnathiformes, Syngnathidae. The record is from RefSeq and is a predicted model, not a curated record.